Dichotomopilus funicola is the source of this 2925-nucleotide messenger RNA. RefSeq names its product Lon protease C-terminal proteolytic domain-containing protein. Gene Ontology annotation, molecular function: ATP hydrolysis activity; ATP binding; ATP-dependent peptidase activity. The record is from RefSeq and is a predicted model, not a curated record. Gene Ontology annotation, biological process: protein catabolic process; protein processing; protein quality control for misfolded or incompletely synthesized proteins. Lineage: Eukaryota; Fungi; Ascomycota; Sordariomycetes; Sordariales; Chaetomiaceae. The coding region runs from base 1 to 2925 and encodes 974 amino acids. The transcript has 3 exons. Gene Ontology annotation, cellular component: peroxisomal matrix.
AUGGCGCGGUCCCACUCAGCCACCCUCCCAAUCAUCACCCUCCCCCGGGGCACCGUGCUCCUCCCCGGCGUCGUGCAGCGCAUCGCCGUGUCGCUCAACCGUCCCGACAUCGCCUCGCUGCUGGCCGCCGUCUACACCCGCGCCGCGUCCAAAUCCCCCAACGGCCGCAUCGACACCGUGCCCAUCGCCUGCGUCCCUCUCGCGUCCGCGCUGCUGGGGGCCAACGGCCAGCUGCUGAUCCAAGAAGGUGCUGCCGAGAACGAUGCUGAUGCGGAUGCUGCUGAUGCCGCUGCUGCAAAAGCGACACCUCCGCCUGCGGACGCCGAGAACGAUGUCGAUCCGGCCAAGGCUACCAAGACCGAUCUGUACGGCUGGGGCGUAGCGGCCAAGAUCACGGGCGUCGAGGGCCGCGGGACAGGCGAGUUCACACUGCUGGUGGAAGGGGUCACGCGUGUCCGGGUGGAUAAGGUCUACGAGGGCAAGGCGUAUCUAGAAGGGAAAGUCACAUAUUACCAGGACGAGCACAGCCGGGCGGACGCGACGCUCGAGGAGCUGUUCCAGCACCUGAAGUUGUUGUCUAGGGAGCUUGUUGCCAUUCUGCGGCUGUCAUCCCUCAUCCCGCGCUCGGGCAGUGGUGGCACGCCCGGGCUGUCGCCACUGCUUGCUCGCCGGCUGGAUAUGUUCAUCACGCGCCAGAAACUUCCUGGGUCGCUGGCGGAUUUUAUGGCGAAUAUUGUGGACAGUUCAUACGAGGAGAAGCUGCAAGUGUUGGCGAUGCGGGAUGUUAAGGAGCGGGUUACGAAAGUGAUUGAGUUGCUGGAUCGCCAGGUUGGGAAUAUCAAGAACAGCAUCAAGAUCACGGCUGUGACCACCACGACGCUGCCAUUUGACCCCGACUCGGCUAAGAACAACAUCGAAAACUUCAUCAGAUCCGGCAAGGCCCGGUUACCCUUCAAGAUCCCCUCGUCAGCCACGGGGAUGCCGGGCUUUUCGGGCAGCAGCAACGACAAUAAAAACAAAAACCCAGGCGGGAACUCGGAAGAAGACCCGGAGGCUGAUGAACUCGAUGAGCUUCAAAAGAGACUAGACGAGGCCAAGCUAACGCCCGAAGCGGCCAAGGUCGCGGACCGCGAGAUGCGGCGCCUUAAGAAGAUCCAUCCUGCCCAGGCCGAGCACGCCGUCACGCGGACCUACCUCGAGACCCUCGCCGAGGUCCCGUGGACGGCCACCACCGACGACAGGUUGGGGCCGCAGACCCUGGCUCGGGCUCGCAAGCAGCUGGAUGAUGAUCACUAUGGGCUUGAGAAGGUCAAGAAGCGGCUGCUGGAGUACCUUGCUGUGCUGAGGCUGAAGCAGUCUAUCAAUGACGAUGUGGACGCGCAGAUCAAGCAGGCAGAGGAGGAGAUUGGUGCUAUCGAGGCUGCGGGUAGGGACGAGAACACCGAGAAGGCUGAGAAGACUGAGUCCCCUGGGACCACGCCUGAGGUAGGCGUGGAAGAAAAGGUCAAGUCCAAUAUUGCAAAGCUGGAGGUCCUCAAGAGCAGGCGGAUGGUGGACAAGUCCCCUAUUCUCCUACUUGUUGGGCCCCCCGGCGUGGGCAAGACCAGUCUCGCGCGCUCUGUGGCCAUUGCCCUGGGGAGAAAGUUCCAUCGCAUAUCUCUCGGCGGUGUGCGCGACGAAGCCGAGAUCCGCGGUCACCGCCGCACCUACGUCGCUGCCAUGCCCGGGCUGAUCGUGCAAGGGCUGAAAAAGGUUGGCGUGGCGAAUCCGGUCUUCCUGCUCGACGAGAUCGACAAAGUGGGCGGGUCAAGCGCCCACGGAGAUCCCUCAGCGGCCAUGCUGGAAGUGCUCGACCCGGAGCAGAACCACACCUUCACCGACCACUACAUCAACAUCCCCAUCGACCUGAGCAAGGUCAUGUUCAUCGCCACCGCCAACAGCCUCGACACCAUCCCCCCGCCGCUGCUCGACCGCAUGGAGACCAUCUACCUGCCCGGCUACACCACCCUGGAGAAGCGCCACAUCGCCAUGCAGCACCUCGUCCCCAAACAAAUGCGCGUCAACGGCCUCGCCCAGGACCAAGUCGUCUUCUCCGAGGAUGUCGUGUCCAAAAUCAUCGAGUCCUACACCCGCGAAGCCGGCGUCCGCAACCUCGAGCGCGAGAUCUCCUCCGUACUACGCGGCAAAGCCGUCGAGUUCGCCGACGCCAAGGACGCAGGGCACCCAGAAACCUACAACCCGCGCCUGCGCGUCGACGACCUCGAGCGCUUCCUCGGCAUCGAGAAAUUCGAAGAAGAAAUCGCCGAAAAGACCAGCCGCCCGGGCAUCGUCACGGGCCUGGUCGCGUACAGCACCGGCGGCAACGGCAGCAUCCUCUUCAUCGAGGUCGCCGACAUGCCCGGGACAGGCACCGUGCAGCUGACGGGGAAACUGGGGGAUGUGCUCAAGGAGAGUGUGGAGGUGGCGCUGACGUGGGUGAAGGCGCAUGCAUAUGAGCUGGGCUUGACGAGGGGGCCGGCGGAGAAUAUUAUGAAGGAUCGUAGUAUUCAUGUGCAUUGCCCGUCGGGGUCGAUCCCGAAGGAUGGGCCGAGUAGUGGGAUUGCGCAGGCGAUUGCGUUGAUUUCGUUGUUCUCUGGCAAGGCUGUGCCGCCUACGCUGGCUAUGACGGGCGAGAUCUCCCUCCGAGGACGGAUCACAGCCGUUGGUGGUAUCAAGGAGAAACUAAUUGGCGCCUUGCGCGCCGGCGUCAAGACGGUGAUGCUACCGGCACAGAACCGAAAGGACGUCAAGGACCUUCCACAGGAGGUUAAAGACGGGUUGGAGAUUGUGCAUGUUGACCACAUCUGGGAAGCCAUCCGGCACGUCUGGCCAGAGAGCCAGUGGCCUGGUGAACAGGACCAUCCUAUUGUGGAGAGUCGACUGUAA